Molecule: messenger RNA, 2404 nt
Organism: Anoplophora glabripennis (Asian longhorned beetle)
Lineage: Eukaryota; Metazoa; Arthropoda; Insecta; Coleoptera; Cerambycidae
Gene: alpha-Man-Ib
Product: endoplasmic reticulum mannosyl-oligosaccharide 1,2-alpha-mannosidase
Exons: 8
Coding region: 151-1914 (587 amino acids)
Biological process (GO): N-glycan processing; carbohydrate metabolic process
Cellular component (GO): endoplasmic reticulum; membrane
Molecular function (GO): mannosyl-oligosaccharide 1,2-alpha-mannosidase activity; calcium ion binding
Source: RefSeq, a predicted model, not a curated record
AUCUGACGUGGGUUUAUUUGUGCGAUUGACAUUUCGAAUUCCGAUGUCAAGCAGCGGUGGCAAAGAAAAUAGAUAGGUGCGGGUACAGAGAAAGAAUUACCGUAUAAUAUUUGAAGAAAUUAUGCAAUAUAUAUAAAUUACCGUGAAGAAAUGGUCGAUUAUUAUCAUGACCAUGUCGCUGUGGACGUGUCGCCUUCUGAACCACUGUUCCAAAGAAGGAAAACAAAAAGUCUAAGGAGGCAAUGGAAUCAAUUGUCGAAAUGUCAGAAGACUGUGGUCUGUACUCUGUCUGCUAUGGUAUUUUUAAUAAUAGUCUAUGUAGUGUCUUACGAGCCAGAGUCUGCCGUUAUAUCUGUAGACUUGAAUCCUAACGAGAAUGGAAAGGAUAUAUUAAAGAAUAUCAGGAAUGACCCCAGAGAUGUUGAACCCAAUUUCAACGAAGUCGUACACGAGAGUCAGGUAUUAGAGGAGCCUGCUGGGGCAGAGAUCGAUAACAGCGUCAAUAAAAACCAAGUGCUCUUGCCUCCCAAAGUAGAACAAAAAUUCACAGGCCCCACAACCAUGCGACAACAAGCCGUCAUAAAAGCGUUCAGGCACGCUUGGAAGGGAUACAAGAAGUUCGCUUGGGGACACGAUCACCUCAAACCUAUCACUGAGAGCUAUCACGAUUGGUUUGGGCUCGGGCUUACCAUCGUGGACUCUCUGGACACCAUCUUCAUCAUGGGACUUAAAGAAGAGUACACCGAGGCGAGGGACUGGGUGGAUAAGCAUCUACAUUUUGAGGUUAAUCGCGACGUUAACUUAUUUGAGGUGACGAUCAGAGUGUUGGGCGGCUUGCUUAGUAUAUAUCACUUUUCAAAGGACGAUAUGUUUCUGCAAAAAGCGACUGAUUUGGCCGACAGAUUAUUGCCUUGCUUCGAGUCGGAAUCGGGAAUUCCUUUCUCGGACAUCAACUUAUUUACGAGGAAAGCCCAUGCCCCGAAAUGGUCCCCGGAUAGUAGUACAUCGGAAGUUACUACCAUCCAGUUGGAAUUUAGGGACGUAAGUCGAGCUACGGGGGAUCCCAAAUACGAGAAUGCCGCCGAGAAAGUGUCGAGACUGGUGCACAAACUGGAGAAGAAAGACGGUCUAGUUCCUAUAUUUAUCAAUGCAAAUACCGGCCAGUUCCGAUCGUACUCGACUAUCACCUUGGGGGCCAGGGGCGACAGUUACUACGAAUAUUUACUUAAGCAGUGGAUACAGACUGGGAAGACGUUAGACUAUUUGAAAGAGGACUACAUCAUGGCCGUCGAGGGUAUCGAAAAGCACCUAGUGAAACGCACCGUUCCCAACGGUUUCCUUUUCGUGGGAGAACUGCUGGGUGGCGGGAAGGACUUCAAGCCGAAGAUGGACCACUUGACGUGCUAUUUGCCCGGCACCCUAGCCCUCGGCGUUCACUUCGGCAUGCCGAACAGUCACAUGAAGCUCGCCGAGGAAUUGCUCACCACCUGCUACCAAACUUACGCCCAGCAGCCUACGUUCCUUGCGCCGGAGAUUACUUAUUUUAAUAUACAGGGUGAGAACUCGAACGACAUGUACGUUAAAUCGAACGACGCCCACAACCUCCUGCGUCCCGAGUUCCUCGAGAGCCUGUGGUACAUGUACCAGUUCACGGGCAACGCCACCUAUCAGGAGUGGGGCUGGCGGAUCUUCCAGGGUUUCGAGAACUACACCAAAGUGUCGAACGGCUACACCUCCAUCGGCAACGUCAGGAGCACCACCGUCGUCCGUCCCAAGGAUAUGAUGGAGUCCUUCUUCCUCAGCGAGACGCUUAAGUACCUGUACUUGCUGUUCAGCGACAACCCCCGACUGCUGGACUUGGAAAAGUACGUCGUCAACUCGGAGGCCCAUCCACUGCCGAUAAACGUGAUAUGAGCUACGUAGCGUUUCAGUAUCGUCUAGUCUUUUUUCGUUGUUGGUUUAUGUAAAAACGAUGGUAAGACCUGGUGUUGCGGGGUUUGGGACGGCCUGUGGGAUUUUCUGUGGGAAAUUUUGAUAUUGAAAUUGUCGUGGGAUCCUUGACGGCGAAAUCGAUUCAUUUUUGUUCGUUUUUUCAUGCGAUCUUUUAGGUUUGGGUGCAACGGAAAACAGUAAAGUAUUCGAUUAAAAAUAACGCAAAAGCAGUCUCAAAUAGAUUUUUAAAAUUAUGUAUUGAAGAAAUAGAUUUUGUUGUACUUUUAAUGUGAAUAUUUCCAUUUUAAGCAGGUUUACAUAGUCACGAAAACUCGAAUGUUAUUCUGACCGACUAAUUCAUAUGAAAAUUAACUUUUUUGUUUGAAUCGAUCUCGGUGCGGUAUAAUACAAAUUCAAAUUCGCGGUUGUGUAAACUCUGCUUAAGCUAUGUGCAGUAGAAGAAGAAGAAGAA